AAAACCAGACUGCAGCAUCCUCCUGCUGUUAAGCCUCUCAAGUAACUGUCUAUUAUAGUUUCUGCUUUUACUUGUACUCCUGCUACGUUCAGUUCCACAUGUAUUAACGGUGACUGAAAGCUGUGUUAACAUGCUUGUGUGAAUUUAGCUGUACAAAUAUAAACAUGUUGUAUUUACGGUACCUCAUGGGGAUUUGCAGUCAAGGAAACUCCCAUCAUUUAGCUUUAACCAAAAAGAUGAGAUUAUCCUGUCUAGGCUGAGAUUAUACUCUUAUCCAACAUAAUAUGUCUUACUCUGCGGUCUCACUCGUCGUCUUUAAUUGAAAAUGAGAAAAGGAAGGAGAUGAAGUCCUUUUCAUCCACUACAGUUCUGUCAUAACAGAAAACUAGUACCCUCAUGUUGUAUGUAAGGCAAAUUACUGCAAGUAGAGCUUCACUUCUAAGGUAAGAGAGGCCUGUUUGAUCAGACUGCACCUCCUUUGGCAAAUAAAGUGGAGUUUUAAUCUCAAUUCCUGUUCAUCAUGUACUGUGUUUACUUUUCUGUCCUCACACACCCUAGUGGCACAGCUGCAGCUGAGGACACAUUCACCAAACAAAAGCCCCAAACCUCGCUGUGGAUGCUGUCAAAAGAAAGCCGGCCGCUUCUGAAAGCUUCCGGAUGCGCUGAAACGGGAGGAGUGUGAACGCCGUUUCCCUCCCCUCCUCCACCCCCCGGGACAGAUAGACCGGACCGGCACCGGUGCCAUUGGAUGGAGAGAGGCGCCUGAAGAAGGGAGAGCGGUGGAGUUGGUCAACCCCCCUUCUCCUCCUCCUCCUCUUCCUCCUCCUCCUCCUUCUUCCCUACUGCACCAAAAGAAAACUCCGGGCUGGCUGCAGCACCAUGUCCUCGGCUCAAAGUGGGGAUAUAUCAGGCUACCAUCUGAGCGUGGUACGUAACCCGCCGGGCUGGGAGGUGGGAAUCUACCUAGUGGGCUUCUUCGUGCUGCUGGGUGUGGCCGGACUCAACAUCUGGAAGCUGUGGAAAUCUGGAACCUUCCCCACGCCAUCCCCCUUCCCCAACUUUGACUACCGGUACCUGCAAGAAAAAUAUGGAAACUCCUUCUCGGAAGUCAGGCAAAAGAGAGUGGCAGCCAACAAUCACCGGCGGGCCUCCACCACCUCUAGCCGCAAGCCCAGCCUGGCCCUGGGUGACACCCCAGAUGGCUUCAGAGACCUGGGUCACCUGGAGCUGAUGAGCAGAGAGCUGGACCCGACUGGCAUGGCCCAGCUCAACCGUUCCAUCUCCACCGAUUCGCUCAGUUCCAUCUCCUCCAUCGCCAACAAUUUUGGCCAUGACUUCACUGUCGGCCAGCUGGAGGUGACUCUGGAGUUUGAGCAGUCCAGGCUGCCAGGUCAGGGAGUGGGAAUGCUCCACAUCAGCCUGCACCAGGGCAAGGACCUGCUGGAGAAGGAGGAGGGAGACUUUCCAGGCUGCUUCAUCAGAGUCUCUCUGGGGCCAGAAGAGCUAAACGUGGGAGUCACAAGGGUCCAGACAAAUGCAUACACCGUGAUUUUUGAUGAGCGCUUCUCCAUCCCUCUGGACUUGUCCAGUCUGGAUGAGUGCAGCCUGAGAUUUGCUGCUUUUGGUAUUGAUGCUGAUGAGAGAAAUAUCAGUGCGGGGAUAGCAGAUCUCAAGCUGUCAGACCUGGACCUGACCAUCAGACCGUUCAACGCCUGGCUCUACCUUCAGGAUGUCAAUAAGGCUGUGGAUGCAGUCGGGGAGAUCCUGUUGUCUCUCAGCUACCUGCCAACAGCAGAGCGCCUCACAGUGGUUGUGGCCAAAUGUAAGAACCUGGUGUGGACCAACAGCAAGAACACUGCAGACCCAUUUGUCAAAGUGUAUCUCCUGCAAGACGGCAGGAAGAUCAGCAAGAAGAAGACAUCCACCAAAAGGGACGACACAAACCCAAUCUUCAAUGAAGCCAUGAUCUUCUCUGUGCCAUCCCUCGUCCUGCAGGAGCUCUCCCUGAGGGUGACGGUGGCAGAGGCCACAGACGACGGUCGGGGCGAGAACCUGGGUCACGUGAUCAUCGGUCCAGAGGCCAGCGGGAUGGGGAUUACCCACUGGAACCAGAUGCUGGCCACUCUGAGGAAGCCUGUGUCCAUGUGGCACCCUCUGCGCAGGAUCUAGUCCUCUCGACUCUUGCGCAUACCCGACCUGUUUCAAGUAAAACACCCGCUUCUUCAUGUUCCUUUCACCUCUCCCCUUGUUGGGUGCCAUGUUCAAAUCUGUAGCAUAGAGUUUACAUUGUGGCCCACAGGAGGAUACUGCGUGUGGUCUGUGUCACUCUAACAAAUUGGAGUAAACACCUUAUCAUCAUAUAAGGGGGAGGAAUCUGAUAAGCUAGUGUUUGACCCUGAACUGGGUCUAUUAUUGAUCCCUGGAUCAAUUACACACUUUCUAUUAUUUGGCUCCAUUCUGUCUCUGCAUUAUGGGUGAGGCUGGCGUUUAUGAAGGAACAGCCCAUUUCCCAAAUUACCCAGUUCACCUGCUCAAAGUAACAGAUGAGGUUUUAAAGGAUAUGGUUGGUGAUUUUCUGUGUUUUUAUUAUUGCCAACAAUAAAAAAAAA
Messenger RNA from Thunnus maccoyii (southern bluefin tuna), 2609 nucleotides. RefSeq names its product synaptotagmin XII (gene syt12). Gene Ontology annotation, molecular function: phosphatidylserine binding; SNARE binding; calcium ion binding. Lineage: Eukaryota; Metazoa; Chordata; Actinopteri; Scombriformes; Scombridae. The transcript has 9 exons. Gene Ontology annotation, biological process: regulation of dopamine secretion; regulation of calcium ion-dependent exocytosis; cellular response to calcium ion. The record is from RefSeq and is a predicted model, not a curated record. Bases 880 to 2169 code for a protein of 429 amino acids.